Messenger RNA from Peromyscus leucopus (white-footed mouse), 2368 nucleotides. It is a transcript of the gene S100pbp, whose product is annotated as S100P binding protein. Gene Ontology annotation, cellular component: nucleus; cytosol. The transcript has 6 exons. The record is from RefSeq and is a predicted model, not a curated record. Gene Ontology annotation, molecular function: calcium-dependent protein binding. NCBI's taxonomy places the organism in Eukaryota, Metazoa, Chordata, Mammalia, Rodentia, Cricetidae. Bases 622 to 1818 code for a protein of 398 amino acids.
UCUGGUACCACCACCACCAACAACUUUUCUUUGUAUUUUAUAUAUAUUAAAAAUGAGGAAGGGAGUUGGUUGGGUUUUGGUAUGGUUAUAAUUUUUAGAAUAUGGUAGUGUCUUUGACAUGGCCUAGUCCUCCUUCUCCAACCCUUUUCCAUUUUACAAGGAAACAAAUCCAAAUGGUUAAGUGACUUAAUGGAUAGGGCUUGUUAGUGACAGAGCCAGGUCUUAAGACUCCCAGUCCUUAUUUACCCCACUAAAGCAGACAAUAGUCUUAGGAAAGUGCCAGUUGUUGGGAGGAACUAAACCAGUUCUUAGUUGCAUAAUUUUUUCUUCUAAAGAUUUUUCUUCGGUGUUCUUCACUGAAAAUAAUCCAACUUGCUGGUAUUUAAAAAAAAUCAAGAUCAAAAUUAAUAGAUGGAACACCUUGAAGCAUAAUGCAGUUGACUUUGUAAUUAGCAGAGUUGAAAGUGAUGAGAAGAUCCUUUAAUUUUCUUUGUGCCUGCAGGAAGGUGGGAGUCAAUCACUUUGACAAAUCUCCUGAAAGGAACAGCCAGCAGGAGCUGACACCUCUUUCCAUUUGGUCUCGUGGCAAAGGCAGAGAUUGCUCCAGCAGCUCCGCACAAUAUGACGUGCUCACUAUUGCCCUCUGAACAGUCUUCUGGUACCUCUCUUUUGCCUAAAGACAGUGCCUCAUUUUCUUGGGGUUCCUUGGAUGAAGAUGAAUUGGAUGACUCCUUGUUGGAGUUUUCUGAUGGGGAAGAAGAUGAUGGCCACUUCAGUUUCACAGAGGAAGAGAUUGAGAUGCUCUUGAAGGAUGAUGAUGGUGGGCAUGAUGAGUAUGGACAGAGAAAGUGUCAAAUUCUACCUGUUACUCCUCAAGAAAAUUCUUUGUACAGCUUGGGACCAGCAGCUGAGACCCCUGGCUUCUUCAAACUACCUCAACUAAGUACAUCAGUUGGUCAUGGACCAACUCCUAGUAAAUCAUUAAACAGACACUUUGUACUUGAAAAGAAUCUUAUAAAAGUAACUGUUGUUGCACCAUUUAAUCCAACAGUUUGUGAUCCUGUGCUUGAUAAGGACAAGAUCGAUUCCUCCAAAGAAAAACCUGCCUCCCUUGGGGAACAGCCGAGAGAAGAUGAUCUUCAUCCUAGUGAGAAUAAACGUUGCACUGAACUGGAAGGGGUCAGUCCCAGUAACUCUGCUUGGGAUGGGCCCCUGCUUUCUUCUCCUUCAAACAAUAACACCGAACAAACUGCCUCUGAUAAAAAUAUACCUGAAAGUAAGAAACCUACUCCUGUGUUCUCUCAGAUCUCCAACCAUUCAGAGGUACCUAACAGGGGAUCGUCCUGGAAAAAUAGUGGAUCACAUAAAUCAGGUUGUGAAAUGAGGACUCCGGUUGUGUCCAGUUCAUCAAACAGACAUGCUUUUGACAAGGAUUCUGGGGAGGUGAAAGGUGAGAGAAGACUAGGCAAAGUCAUUCCUGUUCUCCAAACCAGAACCAGGAUGUUUUCACAAUCAGAUCUAGAAAAACAGAAGGACAUUUAUAUCAGCAAAGUCAUUGCUCAUAUAGAAGACCCAGAGGACUCUAACCAAGCUACCUUGGGAGAGCUAGAUGCUCUGAUGGACCAAGUUCAUAUGCAGAACCCAGACUGGCAGCAUCCUUCAGAUCUUACUACACGAAACUAUGCCCGGUUCCGACAGAAACCGCUGCAGAGAUACAGUCUGAGUCAGUGGGUUGACAGAAACAAGCGGAGCCACCACCGUUUCCAGCGCCUCCCAGACUUCUCGUACAGUCCAUAUGUGUCGUCCCAUCAACAGUGACAGUCCCUGCCCAGGACCCAGUCCACAGCAGCGUCUUAUCUCCUUUGCUAUUUUUGUUUGUAUAUUUUGAGUUUUAUAUUUCACAAAUUUUUUAUUUAAAGUAUUUGUCACCUUUUGGAAAUGCCCAUUACUGUGUUAAUUUUUUUUUUUUUUUUGAGGAUCCUUCUGAUUUAUGUGUCUAUCUAUACAUGUUUCAGCAAUAUUAAGUAGUAGUUUUCUGUUUUCUUCCUUUCUUAGGAAUGUAAAAUGAAGGUGGCUCCCUUUUGAAGGCCUGCGUUACUUCAGAACAUCCAGGCUUAAGUAACAUACCAGCUCUUAGCUCUUAGAUGAUUACCUCAAGGAAAUCAUCUUCCAGUCUUCUGUAAGGAAGGGAUUGUUCUGCAGGCUACAAGCCAGUGUUAUUGUUGAUGACUCGUGAAUGGGCAGAAGUCACUUUUAACAACUCCUCUCUAAAUUUGAGUCUCUUGAGUACCUGUCAGUAUUUUAAGGUUGGCGAUUCAGGACAUUUAAAAUAAGAUGGAGUAAGAGAAAAGUCCUGUUGAAAGGAUAA